CUGACCAGAUCCUCAUUCCUCGCUUCCCUCGUCAUUCGCCCGCUCCAUAUAAGACCACUCGUUCGUUUCUUAGACACCUUCUCUUGCGCCUCAUUUUUCCCCACUCUACCUUCUCCCUACGCACCAGCGUCUAAACGGCCUCGUCAAGAUGCACUCCCUCUCCACCUUUGUCCUCGCUGCCGUUGCGGCUUCCCACUUCUCCCUUGUCAACGCAGGUGUCUAUGUCACCAGCCCCGUUUCAUCAACCACCUGCACCGGUGGCCAGUCCUGCGAAGUUGACUGGGUUGACGAUGGCGCGCAGCCCCUUCUCAGCGCGAUCGGCGAGUGCUCUGUCGGCCUUUACAAUGGAGAGCUGAACCAAGUUCAGGCUCUUCAAUCUGUUGAUGUCUCGAGUGCGCACUCCCUCACGUUCACUCCUAACCCUUCCGCUGGCGACAACGGCCAGUACUACAUCGUCUUCAGCUCGAACUCUAUCUCGGGCUAUCAGAGCUUCUCUGCCUCUUUCACUCUCGACGGUAUGACUGGUGGCGGAGGCUCUUCCUCCUCCAGCGCGUCCGGCGGCUCGACCACUGGCACAUCGACUGCGACCGGUACUGGAAGUGGGACCGCGACCGCCACUGGCACCGGCUCUGGCUCUGGAUCGGCCACCGGCACCGGCACCGCUACUGGCAGUGGAGGUGGCUCUGGUACCGGCUCCCCCACAACCACCGCCACCGUGACUGAGACCGGUACUGCGACGGGCACUGGCACCGUCGUGCCUCCUCCCUCGUCGGUUUCGAGCGUCAGCGGCGGCGGCUCGGGCUCGGGAAGUGAGACGGGCACCGCGACCGCCCCACUAUCGUCUGCGUCGUCCAUCCUCUCGUCUGCCUCUACCUCGCUGAGCGGCUCGUCGACGUCCGCAAGCUCGUCCGCUUCGCCCAGCACCACCGGAAACACCGGUGGUGCAUCUUCGGUCGGCGCGCCGUCGAUGCUCUUGGCUGGUGUCCUUGGUCUCACCGGAUUCUUCCUGUGAGGAUGGGCGCCUGUGAAGUUGGACGGAUUCAAAUCGGCUUUGGACAUGACAAUUCAGAUUGAACUUGACAACCUAUUCUUGACUUCACCUUCUUUUUACUCUUGCUUUCGCUUUCUUAUUUGCUGUGACAUACCUUAGUUUCCCAUCGAAAUUCCACGAUGAUACCUUUUGCCGUUUGUUGCUUCUGGCUUGCGUUCGGCGAGACUCUGUAGACGAUGUGUUUUAUCAGAUUUGUCGUAUUAGUUUUAGAGUGUGUAGUGUAGCUAUACUUGCAAAUGUGUCAAAUAAUCCUCAAUCUUGAAUAUGGAUAUGAGUAGUAGUGCG
This is a messenger RNA of Coniophora puteana RWD-64-598 SS2, 1336 nucleotides long. RefSeq lists its product as uncharacterized. The coding region runs from base 149 to 1012 and encodes 287 amino acids. Lineage: Eukaryota; Fungi; Basidiomycota; Agaricomycetes; Boletales; Coniophoraceae. Gene Ontology annotation, biological process: (1->6)-beta-D-glucan biosynthetic process; cell wall biogenesis. The record is from RefSeq and is a predicted model, not a curated record. The transcript has 5 exons.